GAAGUUCCUUUUCUUUUUACCCCCUCCCUCCCUCUCUUGUGUUCUUCUCCUCUCUUGGCUAGUUGGGCGCAACCUCACACCUUAGCGGAGUUGAAAGUUCUGUUUGUGCCUUAUUAGAGGGGUCCUAACUGACAACACACACCAAGGCAGCCCAGGACAGGCUUCAUACAUUGCCUUGUAAUGUACAGAGACUUUUUUUGGCUGCAACAUAUUGCCAUUGUUUUUGUCAGCCUCAAAUUUGGGACUUUAUCUUGCAUCUGCAAUAUAUUGAGGAGUUUUUUGGGGGCAUCUUGUUGAGAAUAAGAGCAAGUUCCCCUGUUGGUGACCUGAAGGUCCAGAGACAGAGAGGCAGAGAUGUUCUCUAAAAGCAGUGUCUCAGCCUGUGACUCUUUUGUAUUUCUUUCAGAGGCUCCGUUGUCAAACCAUGGUGCUGCCUCCGAGACCACAAGCGCUGAGAAUAUGCAAUGCUUAACGGUGACCAUCCCUCGAGGAAAGGACGGCUAUGGCUUCACCAUCUGCUCUGACUCUCCAGUGAGGGUACAAGCCGUCGAUCCAGGUGGUCCGGCGGAUCAGGCAGGUCUGCAGCAGUUGGACACUGUGCUGCAGCUCAAUGGUCAGCCUGUAGAACAGUGGAAAUGUGUGGAGCUCGCCCACGCCAUCAGAAACAGCUCCAAUGAGAUCACGGUGGUGGUGUGGCGCACCGGGCCGGCCGCCAAGCCCAGUUUUGAGGGCCUCAUUCACCGGCCCUCCUACAAGCCCAACUACGACACCCCCUCACCCCCCACCAGGCGGAGGGACAGGUCCAAGGACCGGCUAGACCGUGACAAGAUCCCCCCGGCCGUGCCCCCCCUCCCUGCCCACCACAGGACCAGCCGCCGGGUGCUAGUCAACGGCUCUGAGGGGGGCAGCAGGGGAGGGGCAGGAGGAGUAGGGGGGCCGUGGGGGGAGAGGAGGUGCGUAGGAGGGGGGGCGGAGGAGGUGGAUGGUAAAGCCAGGAGCCAGACCCAUAGCCAGAGCCACACAGCCACGCUGAAGGGGACUAGAGUGAAGGCGUCCAACGGAGAUAACUACAUCAUCCUGGCCCCCAUAAACCCAGGAAGCCAGGUACUGCCAGGGGAGCAGAGGCUCAUGGUCCAUCCCAGGCUCCUGCCUUACCCCCUCGAUGGCACUAUCUAGACCCUGACAUACACUGGAGAUCUCAAUAUGUGCCAUUCAUACCUGCCAUAGAUCUGUGCCAAUCCUACCUGACAUACACUAUCUGCCAUUUAAAUCGGAGAUAUACCCUGCCAUUCUAACCUGAGAAAUAUCUGUGUAAUUCAAACUGACACGUGCAUUCUGUAAAUCACAUAUACUAUAUAUAGUGAAUAGUUAAAUAGGUAGUUGAAUGAGAAAUUGUGAAAAAAAGUAUACAAGCAAGAGUUGAUUUGCUGCAAUAGUAAGUUAGAUUCAAGCCCCUAUAUGGGGAAAGCCACAGUUGGCCCAUGGGGUGUUCUAUCAAAUGAUGCACACUGUAACAUCCUGUGACAUGCUGUAUAUGAGGCAAUAGCUCUUUAUGAUAAAGACAUAAUAAAGUGUAACAAAUGGAAAAAGA
Molecule: messenger RNA, 1591 nt
Organism: Oncorhynchus tshawytscha (Chinook salmon)
Lineage: Eukaryota; Metazoa; Chordata; Actinopteri; Salmoniformes; Salmonidae
Product: regulator of G-protein signaling 3-like
Exons: 4
Coding region: 355-1176 (273 amino acids)
Biological process (GO): signal transduction
Cellular component (GO): plasma membrane; nucleus
Molecular function (GO): protein binding
Source: RefSeq, a predicted model, not a curated record